UAUUCGCGCAUCCUGCUCGCGCCGGUGGAACAGCAAUCGAACACGGAGCUACCAAACAAGUCAGAUGGAACACCGAAAAAUGGCGUAAAACUACCGCAUAACAGAGAUCUGGUGUGAAUAUGUAGCACCAGAUAUGAGAAAUCAAAGACUCUUAAGUAUUUCAAGGGCGAUUUAUUGCUGGUCAAUGUGUUAAUUUUCUUUUGAAAGUUGUUUUCUACGAUCGGCGUUCGGAUAGUGCCAUGCAAAAGUACAGAAUACUGGGCAAAAAAGGCGAGGGUACCUUCUCCGAGGUGCUUAAAGUCCAGGACAUUCGGAACGGGAAUUACUUCGCCUGUAAGAAGAUGAAACAGCAAUACGACAGUUUAGAGCAAGUUAACAACCUGAGGGAGAUUCAAGCAAUGCGGAGGCUAACUCCCCAUGCUCAUGUAGUUGAACUAAAGGAAAUCAUUUAUGACAGGAAAAGUGGAAAGCUUGCGUUGAUCAUGGAACUGAUGGAUUUGAAUUUGUAUGAGCUCAUACGAGGCAAAAGGCAUUAUCUUCCUGAAGCCAAAGUCAAAAGCUACAUGUUCCAGCUAUUGAAGUCUAUAGAUCAUGCUCACAGAAAUGGAAUUUUCCAUAGAGACGUGAAGCCUGAAAAUAUUCUACUUAAGGACGAUAUAAUCAAGCUUGCAGAUUUAGGUUCCUGUAGGAGUGUUUAUUCUAAGCAGCCAUAUACAGAAUACAUAUCAACUAGAUGGUAUCGUGCUCCUGAAUGUCUCUUGACUGAUGGGUUUUAUACUCACAAAAUGGACCUCUGGAGUGUGGGAUGUGUAUUUUUUGAGAUAAUGAGUUUGCAUCCGUUAUUUCCUGGUUCUAAUGAGGUUGAUCAAAUAGCCAAGAUUCAUGAUGUUUUAGGAACACCAGUUCCUAGCAUUUUACAGAAAUUUAAAAAUAAAUCUAGGCAUAUGAACUACAAUUUCCCACAAAAGAAAGGCACAGGGAUAAACAAACUGCUUCCCCAUGCAUCCAAUAUGUGCAUAGAACUGAUAGAACUACUAUGCACCUACGAUCCAGAUGAAAGGAUAUCAGCAAAGCAAGCCCUAAGGCAUGAGUAUUUCAGAGAUCUCAGGGAAAUAGAGAAACGAGCAGCAGCAAUAGCAAAGUCGCAAUCACCAUCUGAAGUGUCUGUCAUAUCACAUCACAAGAAUAUCAAAAAGAAGAGGAGGCAUGUAAACAAACUGAGAGAUUCAAACCAAGAAACAUUACUCCAAAAGGAUUUUCCAAACAUACCUCCACCACAGUCCAACUUCCACCCGUUUGUCCCAACGUCACUCAAGUCGUCCAGCAUGUACAACAACAAGAGCACAAUGCUACCCAAGCUUCCUCCAGCAGCUACAGCCAUGACGUCAGCUUUCUCCUCCUCAUUCCACCCACUCAUCACUCAAGAGAAGAACAAGAGUACAGGACAGGAAGGGAAGACGAUACACAACAUGAAGCUUACACUGCCGGCUAUCGACAAACGAGGCGGAGCACCAAGAUUCUGAUUAUGUUAUAUGAUGUUGCUAUGGUAACUUGGUUCCAUGGCAACAACAAACAUAUGGAGCACCAAGGAUUUGAAGAUGUGAUGCUGCUAUAGUAAAAAGGAUAAGCACCAAGGAUUUGAAGAUGUGAUGUUACUAUGGUAACAUGGUUGAACACCAAGGAUUUGGAGAUGUGAUAUUGCUAUGGUAACAAGGUUGAGCAUCAAGCAUUUGAAGAGGUGAUGUUGCUAUGGUAACAUAUAGCUGCCAUGGAACAUGGCUUGUAGGUAUGGGUUAUGAAUGGUUGUGCUAUAAAAUUAUUGGCACAUACAAGACUCAAUAUUCAGUUCACCAUAAAAAGAAAGGGAUAAAAACUGGGAAGCAAUACUCUCAGAGAGUCUGAGAAUGCAAGUUAACAUUAUGACAUCUCUGGCUAUGGACCAGGAAUAUAAGCACCAAAAGAAAUUAUUGCCAAGUCAGUUUUUCAGUAUGUCCAUAGGGGUGUGACAACAUACAAUGACACCAUAGAACAUAUCUUUGACAUUCCUGACCUGUAUUAUAUUGUUUAGAGAAUGUGAUGCACAUUUUAUGGCAUACACUCACAGGAAGCUCAACUUCAUGGUUUAAUGGUUUAAAUUGUUCCCAAUAUUUGUUGUGCUGGUGGCGUUUAUAAGCUUUCUUUGUAACACAACAAACAUUGGAAACAAUUUGAACUUUAUUCAAAUCAUAAAGAUAAGCUACCUGUGAUUUAAUCUUUCUACAUACAGGACUGCAAAGGGAAAAAUGUGAAACAGCUAUCCAAGAUAGCCAAAAACAAUUUUAAUUUGAUAUUUUUAUAAACCAUUACAGAAGUUAUUUUUAUACAUAAGCUAGAUGUAUCUUGUCACUAGUUUUUAGAUGUUAUUCUUAGAUAGUACAAAAAAAGGGUUUUUGCCUGUUUAUAAGUAGCCGGUAGAGUGUUGGUAUAUUUUUUAACCUAUAGAAGACCAAGUGGAAAACUGUACAUUUUAUACAGAACUUUGGUUACUAUUAAAUUAUUUGUAAAUAAAAAUAAAUUGAAGAUGCUAUAAAUACUAGAUCAAAGUGUGUAAAAAGGACCAAUAAAGGUGUGUUUUGAUUCCA
Nematostella vectensis (starlet sea anemone) is the source of this 2621-nucleotide messenger RNA. Its product is annotated as MAPK/MAK/MRK overlapping kinase. The transcript is spliced from 15 exons. Gene Ontology annotation, molecular function: ATP binding; protein serine/threonine kinase activity. The record is from RefSeq and is a predicted model, not a curated record. Bases 240 to 1523 code for a protein of 427 amino acids. Gene Ontology annotation, cellular component: cytoplasm; nucleus. NCBI's taxonomy places the organism in Eukaryota, Metazoa, Cnidaria, Anthozoa, Actiniaria, Edwardsiidae. Gene Ontology annotation, biological process: protein phosphorylation; intracellular signal transduction.